Molecule: messenger RNA, 420 nt
Organism: Panicum hallii
Lineage: Eukaryota; Viridiplantae; Streptophyta; Magnoliopsida; Poales; Poaceae
Product: atherin-like
Exons: 1
Coding region: 1-420 (139 amino acids)
Source: RefSeq, a predicted model, not a curated record
AUGGCCGCGCCUCGCCCGCCGGCCUGCGCCAGCCCCGCGCCAGCGCGCCGCCGCGCGCUCGGCACGCUGUCCGCGCGCUCCGCUCCACCCGCGCAGCGUCCGCACCUGCUGCCGCGCACGCCCGAGCCGCAGCCGCCCGCGCGCCCCGCGCCAGCGCCCGCCAGCGCCGUGCGCCUGGACGCCCCGCACGCCGCCAUCGUCGGCUUCCGCGCCUGCUCCACGCCGACCCGAGCCGCCUUGCCGCGCGCCUGGGCCCGCUCGCAGCCGCACUGCUCGGGGCCGCCGCACUCGCGCCCGCUCCCGCCCAGCACCUGCGCCGGGCCCGCACGCCGCCGGAGCCGCGCCGAGCCGCACACGCGCCUGCGCGCCUGCGCUGGCUCACGCGCGCCGCCAGCGCUGCUUGCUCCCGUGCCGGCCUAG